AUGACGGGGAAAACCUUGGAUGAUAUAGAUGCCCGCCGUAUCUCUCUUGGUACGCUUGCCGGGCAGCUUUCAGGUUUUAUUGGCGGUGGAGAUGAUGUAAAAAAUGCAAUUUUGCAUGGUUUGCACAGCAAUGUAAAUCAGCUUGAAAAGCUUUUAAAAACGUCAUGCGGAGAUGGGAAGUGUGAUGGUCAUAAUAAUGUUUAUGUGCUUCAGAAAUCUCUUACUGAAAUUAAGCAAAAAUGUAUUACAUAUGAUGCUCUUCAAACACAAAUUGCGCAGAAACUUGCAGAAAAUAAGAAUUCUCAUGACAGUGAUUCUGAUGCUGUUGUCUUACGACAGCUUAAAGCUAAAUUACCAGAGCUUGAAAAAGAAAUUUUCCAACAAAGUUCUGACCUUAAAACGCAAAUUACAAAUGUAAUUGACGCUGUUCAAAAGAAAAUUUCUGAACUUCAACUCAAGAAAAAUGAUGUUGUUGAAGCUCAACGUCAAGUGAAUGAGCUUAAAAAGCGAAUUGAUGCUGCGAAAAAUAAUGAAGACCUUAAAAAGAAGCUUAAAGAUGCUGAAAAAGAGCUUCAAAAAGCAAAAAAUAAUUUCCCUGAAAAAGAUGCAAAAUCUCUUGACUCUCAUCAGGCUUCCAUGAAGUCUCUCAACAGUCUACAAACGCUGUGUCAACAUUGUAAUGAAGUUAAUACUGUUAAACAUAAUAAUCCACAUGAUUUACUUGAUAAAUUGUGUUCAGGUCUCCAAACAUUUUUGGGGUACAACUCUGACUCCAAAGGCUACGAUGGCUCCGGCAUCGUGUACUCUGACCUUGACAGGCUCUGCGACGGGGUGAUGUCUUUCCUUCAUGGUGUUCUUGAGAGUGUGAAGGAGGAUGAGAGCGUUAUAACAUACAAUAAUUAUAUUAAAUUAACAGAUAAUAAUUAUGAUUUACAUAAUGUCCUUCAACUUCUUACUUCUUCAAUUGGCUCCGGGCGUGUUGGCCUUUCGGUGUCUGUCACCAAGGUGAAGGUGUGGUUGGGGGAAUAUAAUGAGGAAGUUGGAAACAAGACUGGAGCAGUGACCGAUGGAUUAUCUACACUUAUAGGUAAGUUACAUGAUGGGUCUCAUGGUUCUGUAGGUGAUUACUACAAGGAAGUUGCGGGACGAUCGGGGCAGGAGCUGCAGGAGCAGCUGAGGGAGUGGAAGGAGACGAUUGGGAAGAUUCAGCACACUGUAGACACUAUAGAUAUUAAUGUUGACAAACUAGAUCCUAAUCUUAGAGAUAAAUUACGUAGUGAGAUGAAUGCUAUUGGUGGUGCUGUUAGAAUGUUGAAUAAAAGUGCGUGGGAUAAGGCGCUUGAGAGGCAGCUUAAAGCUGUUGAUAUGUAUUUGAAUGAGGAAAGAAAAGGCGUUGAGAAAACGUUGCAUAAGUGGUUUAACGAAAUCGGUAAGGUGAUCAAUGCUCUGAGGGGCAUUAAGAAAGAUAAGCUCGAUAACAUUAAAGCGUUUCUACGGGACGCUCAGCAAUUUUGGGGUAAAUUCGACAAUGAUUAUAGGGAGAUUAUUCAAGGGUAUUUUAAUAAAAUAAGCAGUGCGAUGACGGAAUUAGAUCCCAAUAAUACGUAUGCUGGUGCCUUAAAUGAUGAAUCCAAGAUGAAAAGGGAUGCGAACAAAAUAACUGAGGAGUUGAAAUUGGUAGGUGAUCAGCUGCAGGGGUAUGUCACGAAUUUACAGAAUUGGAUUGAAGGCGCAAAAGGAGUGCGUGAAAGGGCUGCUGGGCAGUGUAAUGAGAUCAUUCAGCGGGUUGAAGUUAAAGACAACAUCUAUGACACUCCAGUAAUUCUUAAAAACUCUGUGGAUUUGUACAAAGCGGCUUUUAAGCUUCUGGAGGCUUACAGAGACUCAUAUAGUGGGCUUGACGGUUUGUCGAAAAAAAUCACGCGGGCAUUGGAUGGUUUAGAGAAGGUGUACAAAGAGAAGAUUGAAGGAGUUGCAACGAAGGUGCAUACGGAUGUGGAAAAGGCAUUGCAGCAGCUUACGGGGUUGAAAGAUGAUGUUAGUGGCGUAAUAGAAAAUGCAGUGAGGGGUCAGCUUAUUCGCGAGCUGCAACAGUAUUUACAAUCCUAUAAUAAUCCCCAACGCGGCGCUAGUAAUAGCGAUGGUCGUAUGCUCGGUGCAGCUGUUAGCCAGGCUGUAUACAAUGUAACUGCAAAAUUCGAUAGUCUCUUUUCAUCAUUCAACGACAAGAUUAAACUGAAUGGAACUCUUUAUAAUGAGAUCGAGAAAGUUAGAAAAUUUGAAGAUUGGCUUGAAAAGCCUGCUGGUGCUACGACAGGAGGUACUAAAUAUACCGUAAAAACGGACAACAUUACGGAAUAUAAGAACGGGGGUAAGGGAAAGAAAGAGUUGCUUGAUGAUGCAAUAAAAAAGGUGAAAGCUGAGGCUCUUACCGAUUUCAACGGCUGUGUUGACAACGGUAAUAAUGGUCAGGUCAUCGAAAAGAAAAAAGAACUCUCCGGUUUCUUCUCCACCAUCAUCACGCAAUUGAAAGACAUUGCGAAUUUCGUUGAUAAGAAUAAGGGGAACAAUAAGGUCGGCACCCAGAAGGACGGCGUCCUGGACGAGUUAAACACUCUUGAGAAGGGGCUUCAGACUACUCCACUGGGUCAGUCUAAUAAUGGCCUCACGCAAAUUAAGGACGCCAUUGACAGUAUUAAACAAGAAGAGAUGUCCGGCAAGGUCGGCAGAAUUCAAAAAGCCAUAAAGGCGGUGAUGGACAUAGUCGCCAAGCUUGAGAAGGUGCCUCUAGAUGUAAAAACAUUUCGGGAAAACACUGAAACGCUCAUGAGUCGGCUAAAAACUGAAAUUAAGAACCGUGUCGAUUACAUUAUUUAUAUCGUUGAGAAAGCUGACGAGGAUUUGGAUACCGGCAUAAAUGCCACACAUGAGAUAUUGAUUGAAGCCCAACGCGAGGGACACAAAGCCGUCAGAGAGGCUUUCGAUACGGUGACCUCUACCAUAAAGAUAUCAUUUGCUGACCAAAAACUCGCCGACCUCUCCGCGCUGCACAAACUCGUCGAACGCCAGGCCAAAAAGAUCAAAGAUAUAAUUGACGCUGAUAUUACAAACGGCGUCAAAGGUUUUAUGGGCAAGAUGCAUGAAAUAUUGCCUACUCUAGAUGCCGUAGAAAAACAGAGAACGUUCACAGAUUUUGCCCAGAGAUUACAGUGGUACCUCUCCCCCCUCCUCUCCUACACCGCCGAACAGGUCAAGGCGCCGAGCAAGGGGAAGAGAGAGAAAGUAGAGAGUGAGGGGUCCAAGAAAGUUGCAGAAAUUCAGAAGGCCGUCGAGAAAUUACUCCUCCACCUACAAAAAGAAAAACUCUACAACUUCGACUAUGCUUUCCAACAAAAACUCUCCGCACUCACCGACGCAGUCAACUCCCUGUCCGCCGAAAAAUUCGCCGGCCACCAGAAUCCCGAAUUGCUCGACGCGCUGAAGAAAGGGAUGCUUGGCGUUACCGGCGAGUUGAAACACGCGUACGUUAAUGCGUAUGACGGACGUAAAUGGAUAGAUUAUGCAGGCGAUGAGAAUAAGUUGUCGAAGGUUUUGCUCACCUUAAUGGAGGGGCUGAGAAAAGAUCUCUUUGAUUUGCAAAAUGAAUGUAAGCCUGAUGGUAAGAAUAGAUGGCAUGAAAAGAAAAUAUGCUUAACUGAGGAGGAUAAAACAAAAAAGCAAAGUCCUAAUCCCCUCGGGCAAUGGUUCAAGAGGCGUGGCUUCGAAGUGUCUGACUACGGCAAGCAAAACGGUGAGCUGCGGAACCACGAUGAGUGCAAGGGCACACAAAUUAAUGAGAAGUAUCUUAGCAAAAAUCUUAACGGUGCUUCCCAAAUUGGUUUCCUAACGAAGUGGAAAGGAGAGAUGAUUGCACAGAAAUUUCAGUUCAGUAACCAAACCGCUGGUGAAAUCACUCUCACCGAUUUUGUUGACAUCCUUCGCGAUGUUUUCCGAAAGUACUAUGACGUGUGCCAGCAUAUACAUAUCGAUUCACCUAAAGCCCCUUCCAAUAUCUACCAGAUGAUGUGUUGGCUGUCUGGACUUCGAUUUAAUCCGAUGUAUGAGAAACUAAAAAGUCAUUUCACAAAAAUGCUUGAAGAUAUGAAGGAAGAGUCUAAAUUGCAGAAAGCAGAAUUACCAGUCACCUAUCUAGACAGAAAGCACAACACAAUUAAUUCACAUCUCAAUGCUAGCCACUUGAACACAUCAUUCGGCCAAGUUUGUUUACGCUCACAACUUGCACUAGUAGAUAUUCUUGGCCACGGCCACGAAGGUGGCCGUUACGCCUGCGAUUUCCGCACAAACUUAGACAAAUUAAAUUAUCCUUCUAAUCCAUCAGCGUGCUUAGACAUGCUUAUAGAUAUAUUGAAGCGAGUGCUUUAUCAAUUCCGAUUCUUAUAUAGCCAGUGCCAGAAUGGUACUAGUCGUGGUGGUUGGGCCGAUUGCUCUUACGGCAGGUACGUCGGUGGCUCCAGUUGGCUGUGCAAAGCAGAACAGUGUGCCAACCAAGACUGCGACCUGAGACCUAACCAAAACACACACCAAAGUGCCAACCAAAAUGGUAACCAAUUGGUUACCCAAACGUGUGACCAGCAUCCAACUUGUGGUGUGAAAUCACCGCUUCAAUCCUAUUUAGAGGAUGGACUUCAGGGGUUCCUCCCUCAUACAAUUACUUCUCCCGGCUGUAAGCUAACGUGUACAGUGCGUGAUCACUUCGGUAAGCCGUGUCUCACUCCGAUGGGCUUUACCGAUAUUGCGACUACAGCGUCGCAUAUUAAUAAAGGCGGUCACCUUAAAGAAGCUUUGAGAGAAUUCUGUGGUCCAGAGUCUCACCUCAAUAAGCUCCGUAGUAUGUUUGACUGCCUUUUGCGUCGCCCACCGCAAAAUCUGGGAGAGAUAUUCGGGUUCUUCCAGGGUUACCUAACAGACUGGAGUGGUAAGGGUGCGGCACAUAAACAGACCGCAUUUAAUGCCGCCGUCACCGGAGCCAACUUCGGUCAGCAAUAUAUUGAGUUGAAUCCUGCCACUUUGUUUGUCAGCGGUGAUCAUAAAAUCGGCAAACAUGAAAAUGGUGAUUUGUUCAGCAUUAUGAAUUGCAAUUCCGACUCGAAGGACACUUGCGGUCACUACCUCGACUCACUGAGCUUCGACGUUUGUAACAUGUAUUCAUCCCGGAAUAAAAGCACUUACUUGUCUUGGAUCGUAUACAUCACAGAAACAUUUUAUGAUUUACUAAAAAAAUUAUAUGAAGAGUGCUGUAACAACUGCACUAAAGCAGGCACCAGAUGCCAUAACAAAAGGUGCGCUGUAAAGUGUCCAGUGAAGGCUGCCUAUGAAUCGCAGAAAUCUUCUGCAACGGAUAAACAGCCCCCCAAAAUCGGGAACCAACAACAUAAGUCCGACUGCACUUCAAUCAUCAAAUGCCCGCAUUCACUGCCCACGUUAACGAAAUAUGGCUUUUCCUUUUGGAGUGCCUACAAACUAAGCGGUGACAACGGCAUGGGGAAGAAACGUUCAUGCAAAGAUUUUUGCAACGCCUUGGAAAAAGUCAUUGGUGAAGGAUGUGCGCUUGUUGAACUACGUACACAAAUUGACAAUUUCAUAUGGAAGAUAAGAGAGAAAUUCUCCUACCUCUUACUAGCCCUCUGGUCGCUCUCGCUCCUGUACCUGCUGCACAUCGCCGUCGUCCGCCUCGACGUCCUGAGGAUACGCUCCCACCUGAGAUCACCCUCAAGCCACCGCAUCGCCGCCCAGUCGCUCCUCGCCGCCGCACGCGUCAAGGCACUCGCCAACGUCAAGUACUUCUCACCAUAA
Messenger RNA from Babesia ovata, 5853 nucleotides. RefSeq lists its product as uncharacterized. The record is from RefSeq and is a predicted model, not a curated record. The transcript has 2 exons. Lineage: Eukaryota; Apicomplexa; Aconoidasida; Piroplasmida; Babesiidae. Bases 1 to 5853 code for a protein of 1950 amino acids.